GCGGAUAAUGGCGGCUAAUAGCGGUGAGUCGCAGGCGAACAGUUUCAGAAACGGAGGUCUGGAGGGACACUCACAAGGAUGGACCGCGACGAGGAGGUCCUGCAGUCUGCAAAUGGCCAGGACGAAGUGAAGAAAAUUGGCCUUCGCGACCGUAUCGCUCAUUUCACCUGGGCGAAUUUCACCUGUACACAAUCAACUGGUGGCAUAGCUAUCCUACUCUCAUUAACGCCGCACCAAUUUCACGGCUUACAGACAGCCGGAGUCGUUGUCUUCGUUCUUAAUCUAGUGAUUUUCUCACUCUUCUGUGUUAUGAUGCUUCUUCGCUUCACGCUACAUCCGUACACGUUCAAGCGCUCGUUUACGAAGACACCGGAACUCUUUUUCUUCGGCUCAUUCUGGCUUUCCAACGCCACCUUCAUAAUAUGUAUGCAACGCUUUGGCGUUCCGCAUGCCGGGGACUGGAUCAUAGUCGCCAUUCGCGUCCUCUUUUGGAUAUACGCGGCCGUCACCCUACUGUACACCACGAUAAAUUGGAUUGUCGUAGCCGCGAAAUCGCCGAUAGACCCUCUCCGCAUCGCCCCUGGCGUCUUCCUCAUGAUCUUCAACGCCAUGCUGACUGGCACCAUUGCUAGCGUCAUUGCGGGAUCCCAACCACCUGCCCAACGACUUCCUAUUCUUGUCGCAGGAAUCGCGUAUCAAGGCCUAGGCUGGAUCGUGAGUUUGAUGUUACUACCUUGGUUCCUCGGCACUAUCCUCCGCAACGGCUUGGGAUACCCUGACCAUCGCCCCGGGUUGUUCAUGCCUGUAGGUUCGGCAGGAUAUACCGUCAUUUCGCUCAUCGGAUGCGCGAGGUAUAUCCCGCGUGGUUAUGGUUUUUUUGCGCGGUUCCCGAUCGCGGCGGAUGUGCUGCAAAUUCUUGCAGUGUGGGUUAGUAUUUUCUUGUGGUUAUUUGCAUUCUGGCUGUUUGCUUUGGCGUUCGUGGCAAAUGCGCCCGUUAUCCUGCCUUCAUGGAAGCGGGGAAGGGUACCGCGGCCGCGUAUGAGGUUCACGUUGUUGUGGUGGGGUAUGGUGUUUCCGAAUGUUGGGCUCACGAUUGCGACGAUUAUGAUUGGCGAGGAGUUGCAGUCGGAUGCGAUUUCGUGGGUUGCGACAGCUAUGACGAUAUUGGUGGUUGGGGCUUGGUUGAUGGAUUUGAGUCUACAUGCCAGCGCGUUGAUUACUGGAAGGAUUAUGUGGCCGGGUAAAGAUGAGGAUGGGUUGAAAUAGUAAUGUAUGUGGGCAUAUGGUACAUCUGUAUCAGGAUGCUCUUAAGUGGCUGCGAAGUUCGGUUGGCCUUCGUCACAUUUAGAGCAGGUGUAUAUAU
Hypoxylon trugodes is the source of this 1363-nucleotide messenger RNA. RefSeq names its product voltage-dependent anion channel. Bases 79 to 1266 code for a protein of 395 amino acids. Gene Ontology annotation, cellular component: membrane. The transcript is spliced from 2 exons. The record is from RefSeq and is a predicted model, not a curated record. Gene Ontology annotation, molecular function: malate transmembrane transporter activity. Lineage: Eukaryota; Fungi; Ascomycota; Sordariomycetes; Xylariales; Hypoxylaceae. Gene Ontology annotation, biological process: malate transmembrane transport.